UCAUUUUUAGAAACAUGUAUUUAAUUUUAAAAAAAAAUAUUUCGAGUUUGUUGUAAAUGAAAUUAAAAAUAAAUAAACCAUGUACAAUCUCGUACUCCUCAUACGCACGUCAUUGUUGUAGGCCUUCAUAGUAGAAAAAUAACUGCAGCGCCAUUUGUGUGAAACGUAUUUUUUAAAAAACGACAACAAUUCCUAGUGAAAAGAAAUGUCACUUGCAGUCGAUUUACCAAAAUCUAAAUUGAGUAAACAGAAUGAUUCAAAUGAUGCUUCUUUGCUAGAAGAGGCACCCCCCGAUUUAUCCGUGUAUAGCACUACCUCUCUUCCAAAAGUAGAGGUAUACGAAUGGAUAUCACGAAUUCAAAAAUAUAAAUCCGAGGCUUUACGAUAUGCACAACAAUGUCGUGUGAUUGAAAAGGAAAUAGAAAAAUUACAGCUAGAGUUAACCAAUUCAACCAAUAACUAUCAAGAAAUGGCUGAAAACAUUGAAUUGCUUAAUGAUAAAAAUGCAUCUCUUGUCGUGACUUUACAAGAAGAAACUGCACGACGUAACAACGCAGUCUCGGAAUGCCUUAAAUUACGAAGAGCGUCUGAGCAAGUAACAAAGGAAUCAGAGUUAGUUAAAAAAGAUAUAACUCAAGCGCAAGAACGUUUCCAAAAUUUGACUGCCCAAAUAGAAGAAAACAAACAGCGUCAUCAUAAUGCGCUAGAAGAAAAAGAGCGACUUCGAUUAGAGCGACGUUGGUUUUUUCAUGAAAGACUUUUACUAGAAAAAACGAGACAAAUGGAGGUAAAGGAAGUUGCGGAACUUCACAAUAAAUUUCAAAAUUUGAAAGUUGGAAUUAACUCUUUAUGGAAAACUACAAAAGAAGCUAAUUUGGUGACGCAGAGUCGCACUGCGAGAAAAAUUAAUAAACUUGAUGAAUGGUAUGCAGCACGUCGAAGACGUUUUCUUUUAGAAAAUGAAACGUCCGUUGCUUCGGAAAACUAGUAGUCUUUAGUUUGACGGUUCAACUAACUAUCAUUACGAAUGUGUCGUUAAAAUAAUUGUCCUCAGCAAUGCUAUUGCAUUCAUGUUCAACAAAAAAAACUGCACGUCAUCACACAAAGUGUGACAAGAGCACUAUUUUUUAAAUUUUGCUUCUUCAAAAAAAAGCUUACAGAUAUUGAAACAAAUAACAUCCAUUAAAUAUUAAAAAAAUUGACUACUUUGUGUUCUCGCUACUAAUAAUAUUUUUUUCCAAUUAGAAGCUCGCCAACAAAGUUAUUUUCUUUUGGAUAUUAAAAUGAAAAAACCUGUAAUAAAUUAACACUUUUUUUAAUAAAUAAAGCAACAUGAUGGUGAUUCAAUAACUAAUAUCAUCAUAGGAAAAAAUUUUAAUUCAAAUAAA
Hylaeus volcanicus is the source of this 1388-nucleotide messenger RNA. RefSeq lists its product as uncharacterized. The record is from RefSeq and is a predicted model, not a curated record. Lineage: Eukaryota; Metazoa; Arthropoda; Insecta; Hymenoptera; Colletidae. The transcript is spliced from 6 exons. The coding region runs from base 206 to 988 and encodes 260 amino acids.